Molecule: messenger RNA, 1231 nt
Organism: Trichogramma pretiosum
Lineage: Eukaryota; Metazoa; Arthropoda; Insecta; Hymenoptera; Trichogrammatidae
Exons: 4
Coding region: 119-1231 (370 amino acids)
Molecular function (GO): protein binding
Source: RefSeq, a predicted model, not a curated record
CUGUGUUGUCGAUUGAAGAAUAAACACCUCAUUCAAGAAGGUAAUUUACCAACUACAUCCAAAUCGUAGUUUUUCAGCUUCAUGUAUAGCCAAAGUAUUUUAUACCUAUUUGGACAUUAUGGAAUUGUUAAGAAGAUUUAGGAAAAAGCCAAGAUAUUCAGACAUGUUACCGGAUGAUGUUUUGAUAAAGAUAUUUGAAAGUUUAACAAUUGGAGAACGUUUGAAAGCAGAGAGAACUUGUACACGAUGGAGCUAUCUGACAAAACUUGCAUGGUCUCAUACGACAUGUGAAGAAGUAUGUAACUACUUCAUGAAAAAGAGAAGACUGACGGCAGACCGCGUAAUACUCGUCCUCAGUAGAUGUGCACAGUACCUUACUCACAUAUGUUUAAAUCGAUCUCAUCAUGCAAUAAAAGGCAUAGAAAACGAAGAAAAGGCACAGGAAUUAUUCGAAGUAUUAAGAAGAAAAGCUCGAAAAUUGGAAAGAAUACAAUGGGAUUUCAAUGUCCCCGCGGAUACGCUAGUAAAGUUUUAUUUUACAAGGAUAAAUCUACUAGAAAACUUUGAUGACACAGGCUUAUUUAAAGAGAUAGAGUUCAAAAAAUUAUUGGAUUUACUAGAAAGAGCGAGAAACCUGAAAUUUUAUACCUGGAAUGUAGGCAACGGUGAGCUGAGGCGGAUCAACUAUGCUCAAACAGUAUUCGAUAAAUUACCACGCGAUUUAAAAAGUUUGAAAGUAAAUUGUACGGUGAACCUUUUCUGGAUGAAAAUCAUAAUCCAACACUUGCACAAAUUUGAAAACCUCACGGAGUUUUCAAUGCGGGGCACUUUAAUGUAUACACAGGAUCAAGCAGAUCGAAGGUCUAUUUUUACAUUUGACCAUAAUGCCCAAUUACCAGCAUGGUUAGAGCAGGUUGAAAUCGAUGGGAUAUUUCCAGAUGAUAAAAUCAAUUUCUUGCGCAAACUAAAAUCAUUGCGGCACUUGUCGCUCACUUUUGGAAGCAUUACCCUAGAUGAUUUGCAUUUAUUAAUCAACAACAAUCCACAACUAGAGCACUUAGUAUUGCGUAAAAUGGACGAUUUCGAAGAGGAAAAAUUUGAGAUUGUAUCUCAAUUGCCAAAUUUAAAAUUUCUACGAUUGGAAAAUCUACCGAGGCUGCAGGGAACUUCAUUAAUGAAUUGUAAACAAAUUCAAGGAAAGGAAUUCCUCUAUUACGUUGGAAGUUUUUAA